AUGGCGGAGAAAGAAGUUUCCGUUCCCCUCGAGGCCAUCAAGGUCGAGGCCUUGGUGGUGAUGAAAAUCAUCAAGCACUGCUCCCAGACCUUUCCGACGACUGCGACCGGUUCGAUCGUUGGUAUGGACGCGGGUAGCAGCCUCGAGGUCACGAACUGCUUCCCUUUCCCCGUCGUCGAAGUGCCCGCGGAGUCGCACUUUGACAAUGCCGCCGCCAACCCGGCCGCCGCCGCCCCUCGCGCGAAGGCCAACGCCGUCUACCAGGCCGAGAUGAUCCGCAUGCUUCGGGAGGUCAACGUGGACGCGAACAACGUCGGAUGGUACACCAGCGCCAACAUGGGCAACUUCGUCAACAUGAGCGUCAUCGAGAACCAGUUCUUUUACCAGAAGGAGAUGAACGAGAGGACGGUCGCUCUGGUGCACGACGUCAGCCGCAGUGCCCAGGGUAGCCUGAGCCUGCGGGCCUUCCGCCUGUCUCCUAAGUUCAUGGCUGCCUUCAAGGAGAACAAGUUCACUUCCGACGAGCUGCAAAAGUCCAACCUGAGAUUCCAGGACAUCUUCGUUGAACUCCCGGUGGAAAUCCACAACUCUCACCUGAUCACCUCUUUCCUCCACCAGCUCCAGUGCCCCAGCCAGUCGUCCCCCGCGGAUCUUCCCUCGUCUCUGGCCGCUCUGGAAUCGGGCCCGUUCGUCAAGGACUCCGUCCUGGCGCCCAACUUCGAUAACCUGGCUCUCAGCAUCGACCCCUUCCUCGAGAAGAACUGCGACCUUCUCCUCGACAGCAUUGAGACCCACCACACCGAGACCAACAACUACCAGUACUACCAGCGGUCGCUUGCUCGUGAGCAGACCAAGAUCACGAAUUGGCAGAACAAGCGCAAGCAGGAGAACGCCAGCCGCGCCGCCCUUAAGCAGCCCCUGCUUCCCGAGGAUGAGUGGCAGCGACUGUUCAAGCUUCCCCAGGAGCCCAGCCGCCUGGAGACCAUGGUGAACAGCCGACAGGUUGAGCAGUACGCCCGCCAGGUCGACAGCUUCGUUUCGGCCACGACGGGUAAGAUGUUCGCCGUCAAGGGCAACCUGCUGCCUGGAGAGACCGCCAAAUAA
This is a messenger RNA of Aspergillus melleus, 1104 nucleotides long. Its product is annotated as putative eukaryotic translation initiation factor 3 subunit EifCh. The transcript has 4 exons. Gene Ontology annotation, cellular component: cytosol; eukaryotic translation initiation factor 3 complex; eukaryotic 43S preinitiation complex. Gene Ontology annotation, molecular function: metallopeptidase activity; protein binding; translation initiation factor activity. The record is from RefSeq and is a predicted model, not a curated record. Lineage: Eukaryota; Fungi; Ascomycota; Eurotiomycetes; Eurotiales; Aspergillaceae. Bases 1 to 1104 code for a protein of 367 amino acids.